Echinococcus granulosus is the source of this 399-nucleotide messenger RNA. RefSeq lists its product as hypothetical. The record is from RefSeq and is a predicted model, not a curated record. NCBI's taxonomy places the organism in Eukaryota, Metazoa, Platyhelminthes, Cestoda, Cyclophyllidea, Taeniidae. The transcript has 5 exons. Bases 1 to 399 code for a protein of 132 amino acids.
AUGAUUGAGCUUAUAUCGCAACAACAACAACAACAACAACAGCAACAACAACAAAAGAAGGAUGUUGAAAACACAUUUGCAUUUAGGCCUGGAACUCAUCAAUUUUAUGUUCUUGGCCUUCCCAUCAUAUUCGCCAAUAAAAAACAACCAAUUACACAAUCCAUUCAUCAUCUCAAUGUGGACACGAAGGGUGUAGGCACCGCCAACACGAAAUUAGUUCACAAAUCGUUUUGGUCAGAUGGGUGCAUUGCUUUAAACAACGCUCAUUUAAAAUAUUUUGCUUUGCCUGAAAUUGGACAUCUUUCAAGGCCUCUGACAGUUUCCAUUAGACCAACUUCUUAUAUAAGUAAUCGUAAUGUUUCAUUCCAAACACAAAAUCAAUUUUUUGCACCACGUUGA